AUGGCACCUCUCAGACCACAGCAGCAGUUCGCUGACCAGAAGUCCGAAGAAAUCCACCAUCAUCGACAAUUCAUCCACCCUCAUAUCGCUCGACUAUACGAAGUUAUAAUCACCGAAUCUCUUGUGUGGCUAGUUUUGGAAUAUUGUCCUGGUGACGAGCUGUACAAUUAUUUGUGUAAGAAUGGGCCACUUCCCGUCGAAACUGUUCAAAAGAUCUUCACUCAGCUGGUCGGCGCCGUUGCAUAUAUCCACAGUAAAUCAUGUGUUCACCGAGAUUUGAAAUUGGAGAAUGUCCUUCUGGACAAGAAUGACAACGUUAAGCUUUGCGAUUUUGGCUUCACCAGAGAGUACGAGGGGAAGGCCAAUUAUCUUCAGACAUUCUGCGGCACAGUAUGCUACAGUGCACCAGAGAUGCUGAAAGGCGAGAAAUAUGCGGGCGAGAAAGUUGACGUUUGGAGCCUGGGGAUCAUUCUUUAUGCGCUCUUGAAGGGGGAACUGCCCUUUGAUGAAGACGACGAUGCCGCCACAAAGGCCAAGAUAUUGAAAGAUGAUCCCGUCUAUCCCGACACCUUUCCGGAAUCCGCAAAGACUCUAAUCUCCAAGCUUCUCUCGAAGCGGCCCCUGUACAGACCCAGCUUGUCAGAUAUUCUCGCGGACCCCUUCCUGUCGGACCAUGCCCCUCACCAACAAGCAAUCCUAAAACUCUCACAGCCAGCAGCUUUUACUACUCAAUUGGAAAAGGACACGCUCGAACGAAUGAAGUCGGCGGGCGUGGAUAUCGACAAGGUCAUUGAGAAUGUACUUUCGCAGCGCUGUGAUACGCUGGCCGGAUGGUGGGCGUUGCUCAUUGAGAAAGAAACGAGGAAGCAAGCCCGCAAGGAACGGAAGCGGAAGGACAGAGAAGCGGAGUUGAAGAUUCUCAGGCGAUUGAGUGGAGCUAGCGCCAGGUUGGAAAGGAUCGCGCCCACGCUGGUCGAAGUCGACGAGGAGCAUUCUCCUGGUGAAAAGCAGGUUGAAGGCCGUCGGAGCACCAGCCGCGGCAGGACACAACGACGAAGCACGCCACAGAUACUGGUGGGUGACUUGCCUCAACUUCCUGAGGGGGAUGUCAUCAGAUCUCCCGGGGCUGAAACUCCGCCGCCGCCACCAAUUGAUAAAGACUCUGUACGCUCUCGGAGCGGCUCUCGACCUCCCAUUCCACCCAAGGAACGCAAUCGACGGAGCAGCACGCUCCAACUCGUGACAACGAACCCCGACCUGCUGGGCCCCUUGAACGGAGUGAACAAGAGGCGAAGUGGAAAGUUUCGCAAUCGACAAUUUCUGAGCCAGCUCACAGCGUUGAAGCAGUGGAUCGUCGACUCGACGAAGCGAGCCAGAUCACCAGUCAGUCCUAGGAUCGACAGAAUCUUGAACGGACAUUCCAACAACACCUCCAAAGCAACUCUCUCCAGAGACUCCAACCAACUCAACAAGAGCACCAAAAACGUUGCAGCCGCCGCAAAUCCAGAUAGAUCCUCGAACGGGUCUGCACUCAUUCCCAUCAUUGCCAACGCCAAACCUCUUCCCUCUGUCAAAAAUCCCGCGCCUAGGAUCGAUACGGCCCGUGGCAGACCUCAUCGCAACUCUCUCUCGCCCUCGCCUGUGACGCCCCGCUCUUCGUACCGGCGCAGUUCCACGGGUCUACGGAGCCGAAAAUCAACAUCCUCCUCCGUGUCAUCAAUCCGAAGCAUGCCACGACACACCUCUCACAGUAAAGCGUCCUCGCAAAGUUCUAACAGCCUCGACACGGUUCAGAGUCCUACGAGCCGUACGGUCAGUCUCAACGGCCGUUCCCCUCACCCCUCCAUCAAAGUCCUCCCUGUGACACCUACCGCGAACGCCUUCCCUUCAAAUGUUCGAAUAGUUCGGACGCCGAGAGGCUCCGAAGUCGGCCUUCAGCCUCGUCCGCUCUCUGGAGUGGGCACCGAGAUGUUCAAUCAUCCACCAGGUACUCCACAUGCCCACACAUUCGGAUCGAACGUCAUGUUCGCUCGGCGGAAGAAAUCACCAUUCAAAGGCCCCAUGCUCAACUCUGCUUUCUUCUCCGCAUCAAGCCUCCCUGUUGCAUUCGGUAGCCCUGCUAUCGCUGGUGCCGGAAGACACCGUGAAGGGUCAGAUGGAAAGCUCAACUUGGGCCUCAAAGAUUUUGUGGCCGGGGGUGGUCGAAGAAACAGCAGUUCCAAGAGGAAGAAUCAAAUCAUCGAAGAAGAGGAAGAAGAUGAGCAAGCCGUCAUUGGGGAAGACGACGAGGAUGUCGAAGAAGUCGACGCGUUCCACGCGGUGCAUCUAAACAAGGGUGAAAGACUCGACAGCAUAACGAUUUGGAAUGAUGCCGUUCCAGACGGCGCAGCCGCAGACGAGUAUGGCGACAACGACAGACGAAAGUCAGCCGCUGAAAUUUAUACAUGA
Messenger RNA from Fonsecaea nubica, 2448 nucleotides. RefSeq lists its product as hypothetical. Lineage: Eukaryota; Fungi; Ascomycota; Eurotiomycetes; Chaetothyriales; Herpotrichiellaceae. Gene Ontology annotation, biological process: protein phosphorylation. The transcript is spliced from 3 exons. The record is from RefSeq and is a predicted model, not a curated record. Gene Ontology annotation, molecular function: protein kinase activity; ATP binding. The coding region runs from base 1 to 2448 and encodes 815 amino acids.